Esox lucius (northern pike) is the source of this 2771-nucleotide messenger RNA. It is a transcript of the gene pou4f1, whose product is annotated as POU class 4 homeobox 1. NCBI's taxonomy places the organism in Eukaryota, Metazoa, Chordata, Actinopteri, Esociformes, Esocidae. The record is from RefSeq and is a predicted model, not a curated record. Gene Ontology annotation, molecular function: RNA polymerase II cis-regulatory region sequence-specific DNA binding; DNA-binding transcription factor activity, RNA polymerase II-specific. Bases 338 to 1441 code for a protein of 367 amino acids. The transcript has 2 exons. Gene Ontology annotation, biological process: regulation of transcription by RNA polymerase II.
CGCUGUUCGUGCACCAUGUCUCGCGAGAGAAGCCGAGCUUCGCUUGACGAGAUCUGAGGCGCUCAGGUGUAAGAGCCCUUCUCUCAUCCCCUCAGCAGCCAGUGGGAACAGCAGACAGAUGAGUGCGUCCGGGAGACUGCAGGCAUCUCUGACUGUGUGAUCUUCGUGCUCAAGGCUGAUCCGGCUGUACUCAACACCGUCAAGUAUUGCAUCAUUAUACAGAGCAAAGCAACAGGAAGGAACCCUGUCUAUGAAUACUGUCUUCUUUCCAUCGGCUCUAUUUUAGACCCUAUUCUUCUUGUUGCGCUUAAAGCAAUUUAAAAGAAGCUCUGCAAAGAUGAUGUCAAUGAAUAGCAAACAGCCACACUUCGCAAUGCAUCCGAGUUUACCUGAACACAAGUACACCACUCUGCAUUCCAGCUCGGAAGCAAUAAGGAGAGCAUGUCUGCAAGCUCCACAGCUGCAGAGCAACAUAUUCGCCAGCCUCGAUGAGACGCUCCUGGCCCGCGCCGAAGCUCUGGCUGCCGUGGACAUUGCAGUAUCCCAGGGCAAGACGCACCCGUUCAAGCCGGACGCCACCUACCACACCAUGAACAGCGUGCCAUGUACCUCCAACUCCACGGUGCCACUGGCCCAUCACCACCACCACCACCACCACCAUCAUCACCCAAACAUGGAACCCCCGGACCUCAUGGAUCACCUCAACUCUCCGUCUUUAACUCUCCUGUCCAGCCACGACGGGUCUGGGGGCGGUGGAGGAGCUGGUGGCGGCGGCGGGCUCAUUUCGACCUCUUCCCACCCCCAUCCGCACUCACACAUGCACGGCUUGAGCCACCUCUCGCACCAGGCUGCCAUGAACAUGAAUUCCCCGCUCACCCACCACGCUCUUUUACCUGGCCACCACGGAGGCGGCCAGGGCGGACCAGGACUCAAUAACAACGGGCUUCCCUCUAUCAAUGACUCGGACACGGACCCCAGGGAACUUGAAGCGUUCGCUGAGCGCUUCAAGCAGAGGCGGAUCAAGUUAGGGGUGACCCAGGCGGACGUAGGCGGUGCACUGGCUAACCUUAAGAUACCCGGCGUGGGCUCGCUAAGUCAAAGCACCAUUUGCCGGUUUGAAUCGUUGACUCUGUCCCAUAACAACAUGAUUGCGCUCAAGCCUAUCCUUCAGGCGUGGCUCGAGGAGGCCGAGGGUGCGCAGAGAGAAAAACUUAACAAACCAGACAUUUAUAGUGGAGGGGAAAAGAAACGAAAGAGAACAUCAAUAGCGGCGCCUGAGAAGAGGUCUUUGGAGGCUUACUUCGCCGUACAACCUCGCCCAUCGUCGGAGAAGAUAGCCGCGAUCGCUGAAAAGUUAGACCUAAAAAAGAACGUGGUGCGGGUUUGGUUUUGCAACCAAAGACAAAAACAAAAACGGUUGAAAUUCUCCGCUGCCCACUGACAUUUGAUAGGUUAAAAACGACAAAUGUUGAGUGACUGAUUUUGGGGACCAAGGAACACAUAAAAAGACAUUUUCGUGGUCUUCUUUUGUCACCAACGGUUUUAAAACGUGGGUGCAAAUUUAUGACGGUUAGAUACGCGAAUUUUAUGAAGCUUCAUAUCUCUCUUCCAUUUUAUUUUCACGUUAUUGGUGAAUGUGAAGUAUGCAAAUAUCUGACAAUUCAGACGAAUCUCGUUCAGUGGUUCUGAGAGGAGAUAGUACCUAUAGCCUACCGAUAUCAACAUUGCCUUUUUAAAAACGUUGCGAAAAAGAGGUAAUUUGCUUUAACGAGUUAUUUUCUUCUUAUAUUAAUUUGAAAUAGCCUAUAUAGCCAUUUACGAAUUACCUCACUGUUUAUCACUAGACUAUUUUAUCCAGUUUAUUUAUUUAUAAGAUUUUAAGCAUUUAUUUAUUAAUGUAGGCCUAUUUAUUUAUAUAUUUAUUUGUAAUAACUUUUGGGGGCUCUGUUUAAACUCUGUUUAAAAUAAUGUUUCCAAUUUCAUAAUAAAGAAAACACAAUACUGCAGAGGCCUGCAUGAUAGAAUAAUUCAAGAAAGUCCCCUCGCUUCUUUAUACAAACGUAUGGGCUGUUAAUGAUUUAUCACAUAUUUAUUUUACCUUUGCACUAAGAUUUAGGCAGUUAUUUAGGUUGUUUAAAUUGGUUAUUAUGCCCAAAUGAUUUUGUGUAUAUAAAUAUAUAUAUAUAUAUAUAUAUAUUACAAACAUCACUUUCCCACUAAAACACUAAAACAACAGUAUUUUGCUAUUGGCUUCCAGUCACAACGAAAGACGUCAAAAUCCAAAAUUUAACUCGCAUGGUUCAGACGUAUUUCUUGGCUAAUACAUUCUGGGGGACAAAAAUAAUUAUCACAAAGACAAAAUAACACGUUUUAUGUUGUGUGCCUGAGUUUGCCCUGCAAACAUCCUAUGCAUUGGAUACAAACACUACAUAGAUGAUCUACUGGUAGAACUGUGGGCGGUGGUGAAAGAAGUCACUGUUAAUUGCCUGUUUUUCACUCACAUUAAGACACAACGUUGUUUGUCGUGUUUAUUGUUCAAAAACUAAGUUUGUGUAAUUUUUGACUUUGUGCACAAGUAUGUUUACAAACAGCUACAGCCUCACGUGCAUCAAGAUACGUCCCACUAUGCCCCCCCCCCCCGUCACUGACGUUUGACGUAUACUUCCUUCUCAUCACCUCUGUCGUUGUCUUUUUUUCAGUGGUAUUGUCAUCUUGUAAGACAAAUCCAACAGGGAGGUGUGUCCCAUCAAAUCUUCUAAAUAAAUGAACGA